AUGUUACUGCAUUCAGCACUGAGCUUAAUGCUCGUUGAAGGAGUGCUUGCACUGGAAUGUUUUCAAUGUGAUUCGCUGUCAGAUGCUCGUUGUGCACAUGAAUAUGCACCGACAUUUCGACAACCAUGCCCGUCGCUAACAUUGGGCGAUUUCUCGAAUAAGAAUGCAAUUGCAUGUCGUAAAGUGGAACAAACAAAUCCAGGUUAA
Molecule: messenger RNA, 207 nt
Organism: Anisakis simplex (herring worm)
Lineage: Eukaryota; Metazoa; Nematoda; Chromadorea; Rhabditida; Anisakidae
Source: the annotation of a GenBank genome assembly